AUGGGUACGGGAGUCAAGCUCAAGAGAUAUGAGAAGACCCUUGUGGUGCUCUUUGAAGGCCUCGUGGGGCAAGUGGUCGAGGUGGAGACGGUGUUGGGGACGGUACUCCGAGGAAGGGUCUCUGCUGUGGAAUCGACCAUGGGCAUGCACUUUGUCGAAGCUUGGCAAUGGCAAGAAGCUCUGGCGGGUGCUACCUGUACCUCGGAUGGCUCACCCUCGCCCGGCCCGCCGCCAUCGGCCCUGCAUCUUGGCGCAACCUAUCUCUCCGGCAAGUUCAUCCGCUACCUCAUGCUCCCGGAGGAGAUGGACGUCCCCGCCGUACUAGAGGACAGGAUGCGGAAGCGUGAGGCCUCUCUGCUCUCAUCCAAGCGGAUGAUCUGGCUCGCGGCCAUCAACUAG
This is a messenger RNA of Thecamonas trahens ATCC 50062, 399 nucleotides long. RefSeq lists its product as uncharacterized. NCBI's taxonomy places the organism in Eukaryota, Apusomonadida, Apusomonadidae. The record is from RefSeq and is a predicted model, not a curated record. The transcript has 2 exons. The coding region runs from base 1 to 399 and encodes 132 amino acids.